CAAAGGGAAAAAGAAGAAGAAGAAAACUCCAUGACAGUUCGUGGCGUCUGCUAGAGGUGGCUGUGUUUGUGUUGACACAACAGUCAGAACAGUGCAGAAAAUUUUAUUUUUCCGGGUUUAGUGAUUUUGUAACACAGAUGAGUGGCGUAUGAUUGAAGUUGCUCAAGUUUCGCCCUAUUAAUCUCGUAAAGAAAAGAUUAACAUGACUGCACACUGGGAAAAGAUUCAGGAGUUGGAUUCCAUUGAAAAAGAUGUCAUUACGUGCAUUCAAAGUGCAGGGCAAGCUCUGCAGGAAUUAAGUAAGGACAAGUCCAAUGUUAAACAAGCCGAGAUUCAGACCAAUCAAUUUCUCAAAACUCUGAGUUCAGUUGAAUCGAGACUGCAUACUCAGAUAAAUUAUCUCACCCAAGUUUCAACAGGUCAACCUCAUGAAGGGUCUGGAUAUGCAUCGCAAAAAGUGCUUCAAAUGGCAUGGCACAGACUUGAGCAUGUCCGCAGUCGUAUCAACGAACUGGACAAUCUCAAGAGCACUCAAAUAUCAGAAUGUGCUGUACGAGCUCCAAAUCUAGCAAUUGGCAUGGGCAUGGGGCCUAACAUGAAUGCUAUGCAACAUCAUCCUCAUCCACAGCUGAUGCCACCAAAUAAUGCUGAUGUGCAAAACUCAGGAUGAUUAUGUUCCCAGCGAUCUAAGUGAUUAUUGUACAUUCUCUGUAACUCCAAUAGUUGUAAUAAAUUAUUCAAAUCAUGAAUUC
Molecule: messenger RNA, 752 nt
Organism: Thrips palmi
Lineage: Eukaryota; Metazoa; Arthropoda; Insecta; Thysanoptera; Thripidae
Gene: MED11
Product: mediator of RNA polymerase II transcription subunit 11
Exons: 3
Coding region: 203-670 (155 amino acids)
Biological process (GO): regulation of transcription by RNA polymerase II
Cellular component (GO): mediator complex
Molecular function (GO): transcription coregulator activity
Source: RefSeq, a predicted model, not a curated record